Eruca vesicaria subsp. sativa (arugula) is the source of this 2282-nucleotide messenger RNA. The record is from the annotation of a GenBank genome assembly. NCBI's taxonomy places the organism in Eukaryota, Viridiplantae, Streptophyta, Magnoliopsida, Brassicales, Brassicaceae.
AUGGCUGCUGGAGCUCUUACGCGUAACAAGAAGAAGGGAGCCAAGUCGCAGACUCCUCCACUGAGUAAGCGUACAAAGUCGAAUAUCACGCCUCCACCGAAGAAGGCAGCCAAAUCCCAUAAGCCUCCAUUGAAGAAACAGAGGAAAGUAAUUUCGGAAGAGAAGCCUGAGGUUUCUACGGACGAGGAGGAGAAAGAAGAAGAAGAAGUGAGUGAACAGUCUGAUGAAUUGGGUUCUGACUUUUUCUCAGAUGGUGACGGAGAAGAAAAAGAAGAAGAUGAUGAUAGUGAGGAGGAGGAUAAAGAGCCCUUGGCUGACGACUUUCUCGAUGGUAGCGAAGAUGAAGAGGGAACUUUGGGGUCUGAUUCUGACUCUGAUGGAUCUGAUCUCGAGAAGGAAAGUAAAGCUAUUGAUGAAGAACGUAAAAGGGAGGAACGAGAUGCAAAAGAUGAGUUGCAGAUGAAUAUUAAGGAACAACCUGAUGAGUUUCGGUUACCAACCAAAAAGGAACUUGAAGAAGAGGCGAGUGGGCCACCAGAUCUUCCUACCUUGCAAACUAGGAUAAAAGAGAUUGUUAGAGUACUGUCGAAUUUUAAGGAUUUGAGGCCAGAGGGAGUGAAGAGGAAGGAGUUUGUUGAACAGCUUAAGGCUGAUCUUGCUUCUUAUUACGGCUAUAAUGAGUUUCUUAUUGGGACUCUGGUUGAGAUGUUUCCUCCUGUUGAACUCAUGGAACUAAUCGAAGCUUUUGAAAAGCAAAGGCCUACUUCUAUACGUACCAACACUCUCAAGACUCGGAGACGGGAUUUGGCUGAUGUACUUUUGAACAGAGGUGUUAAUCUAGACCCAUUAAGCAAGUGGUCAAAAGUUGGACUUGUCGUUUAUGAUUCACAAGUUCCAAUUGGUGCAACUCCUGAAUAUUUGGCUGGUUUCUAUAUGUUGCAAAGUGCUAGUUCAUUCUUGCCAGUGAUGGCUCUUGCUCCUCGGGAGAAUGAGCGCGUUGUGGAUAUGGCUGCUGCCCCUGGUGGUAAAACAACUUAUGUUGCUUCCCUAAUGAAAAAUACUGGCAUAAUAUAUGCAAACGAGAUGAAAGUACCUAGGCUUAAGUCACUUACUGCCAAUCUGCAUCGCAUGGGGGUGACGAAUACCAUAGUUUGUAACUUUGAUGGAAGAGAGCUACCCAAGGUUUUCGGUCAGAACUCGGUAGAUAGAGUAUUGUUGGAUGCCCCUUGCAGUGGAACUGGAGUUAUAUCAAAAGAUGAAUCAGUUAAAACUUCCAAAAGUGCUAAUGACAUAAGGAAAGUUUCUGAUUUGCAAAAGCAACUUAUACUUGCCGCGAUCGAUUUGGUGGACGCCGAAUCCAAAACCGGUGGAUAUAUUGUUUACUCAACAUGCUCCAUUAUGAUCCCCGAGAACGAAGCUGUGAUCGAUUAUGCCUUAAAAAAGAGGGAUGUCAAACUCGUUCCAUGUGGACUUGAUUUUGGGCAAGCUGGAUUUACCAGAUAUAGAGAAAACCGAUUCCAUCCUUCUUUAGAUAAAACUAGACGUUUCUAUCCUCACGUACACAACAUGGACGGAUUCUUUGUGGCAAAGCUGAAGAAGAUGAGCAAUGAAACGAAGGCUUCAGGUAAUGAGCUGGUUGAAACAAAAGAGCAAGCUCAAUUGUCUAGUGAUGACGAUGAUGACUCCAUUGAGGAGUUGAAGAAGCCUUCUGGAGCCAGUGGUAAACCCAAGCAAGACAUUAAAGUAGACAAAAGCAAACGAAGAAUUCCAAUCUCAGAGCCGAACUACAAAGGCAACGAGAACAAAAAUGCUAGUGUGGAAGGACCCAGGAAGCAAAAGAAGAAGAGAUCACAAUGGAAGGCUGAAAUUGCUCAAGCUAGGGAAGAUAAAAGAAAAGUCAUGAGAAAGAAUACUAAGGAGUCUGGGAGAAGAUAGAUUCUUGAUGCAUGUUGGUGUUUCUGGUCGUGGUGAUGGAAGCAAUGAGGUUAAGGUAUCUGUUGCAGUAUACAAUGGCUUUGUAGUUUGAUUUAUCCACUGAGUUUGACAUCUUAAAACCAUGGGACAGAAAUAGUGACACUCACUCUUGUGGCCUUCAUGAACAAGUUGCAUGCAUGCCCAACAAAAGUUUUGUAUCAAUCUCAUAAGAAUAUUUUGUGUGGAUCUGUUCUUAGUAUGUUUUUUAUUGUGGAAUUAUAAAUGAGUUGAAAAAAAUCAAAAUGAGUCCCCACUUGUCACAGGGCAACCACAAAAGUGUUCAUCACAGUCUAUGGAUUUUUCUGAUC